Molecule: messenger RNA, 2494 nt
Organism: Parus major (Great Tit)
Lineage: Eukaryota; Metazoa; Chordata; Aves; Passeriformes; Paridae
Gene: GABRG3
Product: gamma-aminobutyric acid type A receptor subunit gamma3
Exons: 10
Coding region: 327-1697 (456 amino acids)
Biological process (GO): monoatomic ion transmembrane transport; synaptic transmission, GABAergic; gamma-aminobutyric acid signaling pathway
Cellular component (GO): synapse; GABA-A receptor complex; dendrite membrane
Molecular function (GO): GABA-A receptor activity; transmitter-gated monoatomic ion channel activity involved in regulation of postsynaptic membrane potential; inhibitory extracellular ligand-gated monoatomic ion channel activity
Source: RefSeq, a predicted model, not a curated record
AGGGACGAGCCGCAGCUCCGUGCCCGCUGAACACCUGUCAGCCCGCGGAGCGUGAUUUAUACCUGGCCUCGGCAGCCUCUCCGCUGGGGAUUUCCCUCUCGUUCCACUUCUGCUUUUUUUUUUUUUUUUCUUUUCCCUUUCGCCUCCCCCCUCCCUUCUCGGAGCGUUGUGGAAGAGAGUGUUUUCUUCAGGGUAUUAAGCUGAAAAUACAGAGGAGGAGAGGCUCAGACCUUUACCUCACUGCCUCACUCUCCCUUCCAUGUGAAUAUUCUGCAACGUUUCCUUCAUCCUGCCGCUCCUCUCACCUGGCCAGCGCUGUCCGGACCAUGUCCGCUAAGCUCCUGCCGGUUUUCUUCCUCCUCUCAGUGUUCUACGCUUGUUCUAGAGAGGUUGAAGAGGAUGAAUAUGAAGAUGGAACAACUAACCAAAAAUGGGUUUUAGCUCCAAAAACACAAGACACAGAUGUGACUCUCAUACUAAACAAGCUGUUGAGAGAGUAUGACAAAAAGCUGCGGCCAGAUAUUGGAAUAAAACCAACAGUUAUUGAUGUUGAUAUUUAUGUCAACAGCAUUGGUCCUGUAUCAUCAAUAAAUAUGGAAUAUCAAAUUGAUAUAUUUUUUGCCCAGACAUGGACAGACAGCCGUCUUCGCUUCAACAGCACCAUGAAAAUACUGACUCUGAACAGCAACAUGGUUGGCUUGAUCUGGAUCCCAGACACAAUAUUUCGUAACUCAAAGACAGCAGAGGCGCACUGGAUCACCACCCCCAACCAGCUCCUCCGCAUAUGGAAUGAUGGCAAGAUCUUGUACACCCUCAGGCUUACCAUCAACGCUGAGUGCCAGCUGCAGCUACACAACUUCCCCAUGGAUGAACACUCAUGUCCUCUGAUAUUCUCCAGCUAUGGCUAUCCUAAAGAGGAAAUGAUUUACAGAUGGAGGAAAAAUUCAGUGGAGGCUGCUGAUCAGAAAUCUUGGAGACUCUAUCAGUUUGACUUUAUGGGUCUUAGAAAUACUUCAGAAAUUGUGAAAACCUCUGCAGGUGAUUAUGUAGUCAUGACCAUAUACUUCGACUUAAGUAGAAGAAUGGGAUACUUUACUAUACAAACAUACAUUCCCUGUAUAUUAACAGUUGUUCUUUCCUGGGUAUCCUUUUGGAUCAAAAAAGAUGCCACACCAGCAAGAACAGCAUUAGGCAUCACCACAGUAUUGACCAUGACAACUUUGAGUACCAUCGCAAGAAAGUCAUUGCCCCGUGUUUCCUACGUCACUGCCAUGGAUCUGUUUGUGACUGUAUGCUUUCUAUUUGUCUUUGCUGCUCUGAUGGAGUAUGCCACCCUCAACUACUACUCAAGUUGCAGGAAACCAAACUGUACUAAGAAGAAAAAGUCGCUACCUGAUGUAAGUUUUGGUCAUGUAAUGAAUUAUUCUGUACUUGAUAUGAGACCACCAACUACAGUCAUCACAUUGAACAAUACCAUGUAUUGGCAAGAUUUUGAAGAUGCAUGUGUCUAUGAAUGUCUGGAUGGGAAAGACUGUCAGAGCUUUUUCUGUUGUUAUGAAGAGUGUAAAUCAGGCUCAUGGAGGAGAGGACGGAUUCACAUAGACAUCUUAGAACUGGACUCUUACUCUAGGGUCUUUUUUCCUACAUCUUUCCUGCUGUUUAACCUGGUCUACUGGGUUGGAUACCUCUAUCUUUAAAUGUUGCCUGUAGCAGUGAAGACUUGCUGCGUUUUCUCACUGCGGACGGAUGGUGAAAGUGGAGAAAAAGUGAAGGACACAGUCAGUUUCAUCUCAGAUUAUAAAGACCACAUUAACCUUCACCAUCACAGAGCCUGAUGAAGAAUUUUAACAUGUAAUUUCCUGAAAAAGCAAAACACAGAAGAAUUCUCUCCUAACUGCUCUUUGUUCUAAGAAAAAGGUUCUUACAAAGUUCAGCUGAAUUUGUAGUGUAAGCGAUGUUUAUGAAUAAUUAUUGUAUAUUAAAAUCUCUACUACUGUCCCUUGCCAUAGAAUAUAUUCACAAUUCAGGCAAAGUUUAAAUAUGUAAUUUUUAUUUUUCAUUCCCAUACUUUCUUCACAAUGCUGCCAUGUCCCUAAGGCUCAGAGCAAUGUACACUGACACUAGCAAAGCCAAAGCCAAUGAAAAUGCUCAUUUGUAUUUCAAUUUGCUUGAUACCAUAGGUUGUGGGAAAUUGAUGAUCUCCUUGAUAUAGAGUAACCACCAAGAGACAAUAAGAAAUGUCUGGUAGGAUCAAAACAUGGAUGUUACUUUCUGCAGAGGCCUGGGAUUCAUGGAAUUAGCCACUUACCCCCACAUAUUGGAUUUAACUUAAAGGUGAAAAGGCAGACAGAGAAGAAAGCUAUAAUUUUGAUAUAAAUAAGACUUGCCUAUCUGUGAGGAAGCUGUAGGCAUAACUUCUACACAUUUUCAAGCUUUUAACUGUGUUUUUUAUGACUCAUUAAACACAGGAUGGUUGUUGACUUCUAAAAUACUA